This is a messenger RNA of Talpa occidentalis (Iberian mole), 1559 nucleotides long. RefSeq names its product 4-hydroxyphenylpyruvate dioxygenase like (gene HPDL). The transcript has a single exon. Gene Ontology annotation, molecular function: 4-hydroxyphenylpyruvate dioxygenase activity. Lineage: Eukaryota; Metazoa; Chordata; Mammalia; Eulipotyphla; Talpidae. Bases 1 to 1116 code for a protein of 371 amino acids. The record is from RefSeq and is a predicted model, not a curated record. Gene Ontology annotation, biological process: aromatic amino acid metabolic process.
AUGGCCACGCGCGCCCGCCGUCUGUGCCAUAUUGCCUUCCACGUGCCUCCGGGACAGCCCCUCGCUCAGGAUCUGCAGCGCCUCUUCGGCUUCCAGCCCCUGGCAGUGCGAGAGGCAGACGGCUGGAGGCAGCUAGCGCUGCGCAGCGGGGACGCGGUCUUUUUGGUGAAUGAGGGCUCGGGACCCGCCGAGCCGCUGUAUGGACUGGACCAGCGUCAUGCGGUGCCCAGUGCUACGAACCUGUGCUUCGAAGUGACCGAUGUGGGCGCUGCCGCCAGGGUGCUGGCCGCGCGGGGCUGCAGCCUCCUGGUGCCCCCAGUUAAGGUGCGGGAUGCGCGGGGCCAUGCCACUUAUGCCGUGACCAGUUCCCCUGCCGGCAACCUCAGCCUGACGCUGUUGGAGCGUGCCAGCUUCUGUGGCCCCUUCCUGCCCGGUUUCGGGCCGGUAUCCUCGGCAACCAGCCAGGGAUGGGUCAGCCAUGUGGACCACCUGACCUUGGCCUGCACCCCUGGCAGCUCCCCACCACUGAUGCGCUGGUUCUGUGACUGUCUGGGCUUUCGCCACAUGCCACUGAGCCCAGGUGAAGAUCCUGAGCAGGGCCUCGAGGUCCCAGUAGGGUCUGGGAGUGGAGGACUGAGGCUCACCGCCUUGAAAACCCCUUUAGGCAAUGAUGUCCCCACAUUUGUGCUUGCAGAGUCCCUGAACAGGGCCACUAGUGAACAGGAUCAGGUGGAGCAGUUUCUCCUCCGGCACAGGGGACCAGGGCUGCAGCACGUGGGGCUGUACACACCUAACAUCAUGGAAGCCACCGAAGGGGUGUUGGGGGCUGGGGGCCAGCUCCUAACUCCUCCUGAGGCCUACUAUCAGCGGCCAGGCAAAGAAAGACAGAUCAUAGCAGCAGGGCAUGAGCCUCGUCUGCUAGCCCGACAGGGGAUCCUGCUAGAUGGGGAUAAAGGCAAGUUUCUGCUUCAGGUCUUCACCAAGUCCCUCUUUGCAGAGGACACCUUCUUUCUGGAGCUAAUUCAAAGGCAGGGAGCCACAGGCUUUGGCCAGGGCAACAUCCGGGCUCUCUGGCAGUCUGUACAGGAGCAAGCUGCCAGAAGUCGGCAAGCAUAAGGAGGUCCUGAGCUGGAUACAGCCACUGUCCUGAACUGAACAUGUAUUCUGAACUGAGAAACACUUGCAAAGGUCUGAAGGGAAAGGCUAUGUUCCCAGGUGUGGCCUCUUAUCUCUAGUACCUGCCAGAAGGAAGUUGAAUCUCUCAUUGGAGUCCAGAGCUGGAAUUCCUUAGAACUAUGAAACAUUUCUUAAACAGUUUGGCUCUAAUGUGCAAGACAGAGUUUAUAUCUUCUUUGCAAGAUAAAAAGAAUUACAUUAGUAGGAACUAGAUCCUAAUCAAUGCUUUUGAAGCGUCCUUAUUUCUAAUUCCAUUUCUCUUCACCCCACCCCCAAUUUUAUGAUUAACCCCCUGCUUUUAUGUAUUUCACUCUUUAUGUAAUGUACUUCUAAAUAAACAGUUUUCUAUUUGAGGUAGAAAUUUAAGACAGAACAAACCCUCA